Molecule: messenger RNA, 3525 nt
Organism: Alternaria rosae
Lineage: Eukaryota; Fungi; Ascomycota; Dothideomycetes; Pleosporales; Pleosporaceae
Product: TUP1-like enhancer of split-domain-containing protein
Exons: 5
Coding region: 230-3367 (1045 amino acids)
Biological process (GO): DNA-templated transcription; chromatin remodeling; regulation of DNA-templated transcription
Cellular component (GO): HIR complex; nucleus
Molecular function (GO): protein binding; nucleosome binding
Source: RefSeq, a predicted model, not a curated record
UAACGUCCACUUUUCGAUCGGCGCAUGCACCUAAACCUUAAACCCCUGCCCAAACGUCUGCCAAGUAGCGUCAACCGCGAGAUCGCGUCGCCAACACCAGACAACUGUCGCGCUCCACCAGAACGUGCGCCUCAACCACCAACUCUCCACCACUGCACCUAGCACUCCCAAUACUACUUUCAUGGUCGCGCAUUAGCAUGAUUAAAUUGCUAGCAACACCCACGCGACCAUGCAUCUCAUUAAACCACAGUGGUUGACACAUCCCGGCGAACAAAAAGAUUUUGAAGUAUACAGCUGCCACGUAUCCCCUGAUGGAUCGCGCCUGGCCACGGCCGCCGGAGAUGGAUACGUACGUGUCUGGUCUACCGAAGCCAUUCUGAAUUCCAACGACCCCUCGUAUACGAAGCCGAAGCAGCUCGCGGCUGUCAGCAACCAUUCAGGCACCAUACACGCGGUCCGCUUCUCUUCCAACGGCAAAUACCUGGCGUCUGGCGCAGACGACAAGAUAGUGUGUGUCUAUGCGCUCGACAAGAAUGCGCCGACACAUACAGCAUUUGGAUCGAACGAACCGCCGCCCGUCGAGAAUUGGCGCGUCAUUCGUCGCCUGAUAGGACACGACAACGACGUACAAGAUCUCGGCUGGUCAUUUGACUCGUCGAUUCUGGUGUCGGUCGGAUUGGACUCGAAAGUGGUAGUCUGGUCUGGGCAUUCUUUCGAAAAGCUGAAGACGCUAUCAAAUCACCAGAGUCACGUCAAAGGCAUAACAUUUGACCCUGCCAACAAAUACUUCGCAACUGCCAGCGAUGAUCGCACCAUCAAAGUCUACCGAUUCAAUUCCCCGCCCCCGAACGCUUCGCAGCAAGACCAGGUCAACAACUUCGUCCUGGACCACACCAUUACCGCACCCUUCCAAACUUCCCCACUCACCACAUACUUCCGUCGCUGCUCAUGGUCACCCGACGGUGCACACAUCGCCGCUGCAAACGCUACAAAUGGGCCAGUCAGCUCCGUCGCUAUUCUUGCGCGUGGAACCUGGGAUGGAGACAUCAGUCUGGUCGGCCACGAAGGGCCCGUUGAAGUAACCUCUUUCUCUCCAAGGUUGUUCUACCGGGAUGAGCCAAGGCCAGAAAAAGACGGAACUAUCAACCAGCCGACUGUUACUAUUGUCGCCUGCGCCGGACAGGACAAAUGCCUGAGUGUAUGGAAUACGAGCUUCCCCAGGCCAUUCAUGAUCUCGCAAGAGUUGGCUAGCAAAUCCAUCUCCGACUUAUCAUGGUCACCAAACGGAGAGACGCUAUACGCAACGAGCUUGGACGGCAGCAUAAUGACUCUUGUUUUCGAACCCGGAGAACUCGGCUACCCAGCGACAUUUGCGGAAAACGAGAAGACACUCGCUAAGUUCGGUGCCGGCAGAAGAGUUGGUAUCAUCGAGGGUACAGACGCGCUACUUCUGGAAGAGAGCAGUAAGAGUGGGGAACUGAAGGGUGUUCAGGGCAGGAUGGGUGCACUAAUGGGCGACGGAGGUGCCGUUCAACCACCGACCAUCACGAACGGCACCAACGGCGUCACCCCCUCAACAAACCUUACCAACGGAUCGGGUGCCGCAGCACCACCACAGGCUCCGGCUGAGCCACCCCCAGACGUGAGGGUCGAGAAGCUCAAGCAAAGAGUAACUGUCACCAAGGAUGGCAAGAAGCGUAUAGCACCUAUGCUCAUGUCAUCUUCGUCUGGUGUUGGCGAAUCUUCGUUACCUCAAACACAGCUUCUUUCUGCGACGACAACCUCAGGGGGCAGAAGUGACAACCCCCACAAUAUCCUAGAUCUGUCAAAGCCAUACGAUGGAUUUCCAAAAGGCGGACUUGCAUCCAUGCUGAUAGGGAACAAGCGGAAAUUCGCCGAGAUCGAAGGCGAUGAGGACCGGCAAGUGGAAAAGAGACUGGCUGGUUCAGUGAAGCCUGGAGGUGCAGCAAUUGUGCUAAACAGCGAGAAUGGUCUUAUUCCUCCCGCUGCUGCAGCUUCUAAGAACAACGAACUGACAGAGCCUCCAAAAGUCCUAAGACCGGCCAUCGUCAACCCUUCCAUGGCCCUCGCUCAGGUACGGUUAGCCGUGCCGAAAGUGAGAAGCGUCAUCGUGCGGACUAUGGAUGGCAGCGAGCCACCGCAAAGUGGUGUUGAUGCCAACACAGGCAAGGCGGAAAUACCAGACACAGUCGUUCUAGAAGCGCGUAAUGCCAGCGGACCAUCACGGACGGGACGGCCACAAGAUCACGAUCCUACACGGUUGACAUGCACUAGCAAAGGACAAUCACUUUGGCAAGAUUUUCUACCAAAGGCCGUGCUCUUAGUGACUGGCAACACAAACUUAUUCGCAGCAGCAUGCGAAGAUGGAUCAGUAUACGCAUGGACGCCAGCCGGCCGGCGAACGCUGAACGCCAUGGUCCUCGAAGCUCAAUCUGUCAUCAUGGACUGCCGUGGCUGGUGGCUAAUGUGCAUAACAGCAGUUGGCAUGUGCUACGUCUGGAACCUCAAGACGAUGUCUGCACCUCACCCACCCAUCUCCCUAGCACCCAUCCUUGACGUUGCAGCCUACGCCCAAGGACCACACCUCACCCGGUCCCCCGGUAUCGUCUUCGCCCGUCUAAACUCAGCAGGCCGCAUCACAGUAGCCAUGUCCAACGGCGAGGGCUACGCCUACAACCCCGAUAUGUACAUCUGGCAACGCAUAUCCGAGCCCUGGUGGGGCGUCACAAGUCAGUACUGGAACUCCACCGAUUCCUCCGUCGGCAACAUUCGGUCUUCACAAGAGAAGAACGCUGCACCGAAAGAAAAAGACGACCAGGUCUCAAUGGAGAACAUCUCAGCAGGCAUCAUCCCCGCUCUCGAGCGCAACACAACGAACCAAUCCCUCCUCCAAGGUCGUGCCUUCCACCUCCAGCGUCUCAUCAAGAUCCUCGUCUCUGCGGAAGGCUACGAGACUUUUGAGAGCUCUGCUAGUGUCGCGCAUCUUGAGAACCGUGUCGCUGCUGCCCGUACACUGGGUGCAAGGGAAGAAUUCAAAAUCUACCUCACCAUGUACGUCAAGCGUCUCGGUGCCGAAGGUCUCAAGGGCAAGAUCGAAGAGCUCCUACGCAGUCUGAUGGGUAGUCUCGUAUCGGAAGAGGAAGAAGGCAUUGACGAACAAGAAGAGGCAAUGAAGGAGCCCGAGGAGAUUUGUGGAUGGAAGAGGGAGGAGUUGCUCAAGGAAGCCGUGUUGAUUCUAGGUAAACACCGCGACCUCCAGCGUAUAACGGUCCCCUACGCACGGCUUCUUGGCAUCGUGGCCGAGGGCCAGCGUCAGGAUGACCAGGCUAUGAUCACGGACAUGUAGCCAUCCUCUCUUUCUCUCAUUUGUUGAUUCACUUCAUCCUUGUACUAAAAGCAUCACUAUGGCGACACAAGGUGGCUUGAGGGUCCGGUAACACGUCAGGCGUCCAUCGGCGUUCGUGGUAAAGAUGGUAUCGUAUGUGUUUUGUUUUUUUUUGGAAA